Messenger RNA from Schistosoma mattheei, 2536 nucleotides. Lineage: Eukaryota; Metazoa; Platyhelminthes; Trematoda; Strigeidida; Schistosomatidae. The record is from the annotation of a GenBank genome assembly.
AUUUGACCUAGGGGAUACCCAUCCCGCCUCAGAUUGCUGAAGCGGGUCAUUUGGUCUGUGUUCAUGCAUGUUACUUUCGCUUGUGUUGGUUUUUCUCCUCAUAGCUAUUUCGAAUGGAGAAAAUGAUUAUUUACAUCUUCGGGUGAUAAAUCCAUCUACUCUGCCGUUCACAUAUCGCUUAAGUCCUGGUCAAAUAGGACCCCAUUUUAAUACAACAUUUACGUCUACCUCAUUAGUGCUAACAGAACCUCCUCACGCAUGUGAGCUGGUAAGUAAUGCACAUGAAGUUAAUCGAAAUAUUGCUCUCAUAAUUCGUGGAGGUUGUAGUUUCGUCACGAAAGCUAUUAAUGCUCACGUUGCCGGUGCAGUUGCUGUGAUUGUUUAUGAUUUUAACCGCAAGGCUAUCCACACAUUUAGCAUGAUUCAGGACGAUACUUCCAGACGUGUGCAGAUACCAUGUGCGUUUAUGAAUGGAAAGGAUGGGUAUGUUAUUUGUAUACUUUUUAAAUUUUAAACUGCUUUGGUGGACACAAGUAAUUUCUAUAGCCUUUGUUAGCCGCUUAUCUUGUUUGACAGAUGAUUGAAUGGAAAUUACUACAACGAUGUGGUUCGAAAAUCAGUUUACUUAAAAGUCACUUUGGCGAAUAUAAACGGGAGAAUUUCAAAUAAAUUAGUCCAGUACGGUUUCAUGUUACUUGCGCUAACCCUAAAGAUGAAAUUUAUGUAAACACUCAUGUAGACAACUAACGGAUGUUAUGACUGAUUUCAUUUUCCUUUCAUGAAAUUUAUGCAGAGCAACGGCACCUGUUUUUGUGCAUUUGAAAUUUAAGGAUAGCGUCUAGGAACUAUUUGAAUAAACUACAGCUGAUGAGUGAAAGUGCAAUAAUCGUCAUCGGACAGUAAGUCUAUUUCAUUCGCGUACUCGAUAUCAAAAACUUUCUCCAGUGAAAGGAUCCAGACCACCACUUCUUACAUCAGAGCUGUUUUCAGAAUGUUAUAGAUGAAAAUUUUGGAAACGAAUGGUGCAAUUAAGUAACUCAAAAUCCACUACUGAUCUGGAUCAGUUGAGAGGCGAAUGCAUGAGGUCACUACGUAAGAUAGUUUGCACAAUGUAUCCAAAACAUUAACAAAACCAGUAACCACACCCUUCUUAAAGAGAUAAUCAUAAAGAACAGUCCUGUCCAAUAGAUAGAAGGCAACACCUAUCAGCAAACACAACGACCGUUGGGCUAUAAAAAUUGUUAGUUUUCUUGGGACAAAAGUUAUCUUGUGAUAACUACAUAGGAAUCAGUUUAACUAACAGUAUCCAGUGCUUAACAAGAACUCACAAAGAUCAAACUAGAGGGAUCCAUGCCUGUUUCAGAUAUAGCUAUGGAUGUGUAGACUAAACAUUCGCACCUCCUCAGGUUCUAUAACGCAGGCAUACUUACCGACUCCCAACCAUAGUUAAAUUUCUCGACCCCUAGGCGACAUUUGAUCCUGUAAAUCGACAAGUUCUAAGGCAGUCUCUGUCAUUGAAAGACGUACCAAAAAAGCACAUUAACAUAGUAGAUGCUCCAUUCGAACACUUCUGGUCGAGUCUGAGCUUAUGUCGAAAUGUUAUCAGAAAUUAUAACUUUAAAUAGUGUUUGUCUGGAAUGCACACUUCCCGCGUUUUCGUUUGACUUUGUGGUCGACAUGCUUUUCAAAAUGACACUUCCAUCGCCUGACAUUUUAGCUGCUGGUCUACCAGGAUAUUUACUUAUUGACUCAGAUGAUAUAGUUAUGUUUGGUGAAGACACUGACACAAUGUAGUCUUCUGACAUCGUCAAACAACGAAGCCAGGAUGUUUUGGAUGCUCUUCUCUCCUUCCGAAUUCAAAAUCUUGCGUUGGAAUUGAUUUUCUUCGUCAUCUGAAUCAAUGAUAGGAAGUCAAGUAAUUGAAUGUACCGACCGUUUCAAUUAUCUUGGGAGCCUCAUCAGUCCCAGUGUGGCGGUAUCUGACAAAAUUUAGUAGUAAUAAGCUCAACAGGAAACAAAUUUUAGUCGGAUACAUAUAAGUAUUAAUUUGUUUUGGUGAUUUUGGAAAUAAUUAACUAGAUUUACAUUUAAUUUUUCUCUUUAAUUUUAAAGGCAUUCAAUAACCACUGCUUUGGAUAAUUUAAAUCUAACAAAAGCAUUAGUUGAUUUUCCUGUUAAUGUUUCUGUGGUUCCAGUAUAUCACUUGCGUUUAUCUCCAUGGACAUUAUGGUGAAGAAUAAAAUAUACAUCCAACCUUAUUUGCUUCUACAAAUCAAUGACUACAUGACUGUAAUUUCUGCACUAUGACUACAUUGUAAGAUACCACUUCUUGGAUAUGACAAUAUGUUUUCAUAUGACCUACAAUUAUUUCAUUUAAAAAUGAGAUUUCCUUUGGUCAUAUAAUUCACUAACAUUAUAUCCUACGUUUGUCUUUUCUUCAACGUUGUAGUCUCCGUUUUCUCAUGUAAAUAGUUGUUCUUUUUGUUAAACCUGCCUACUAUCUUCUCCCAACUGAGUAAUUAUAGUUUUAUUAAUA